Molecule: messenger RNA, 1343 nt
Organism: Malania oleifera
Lineage: Eukaryota; Viridiplantae; Streptophyta; Magnoliopsida; Santalales; Ximeniaceae
Product: translation initiation factor IF3-4, chloroplastic
Exons: 9
Coding region: 180-1019 (279 amino acids)
Biological process (GO): translational initiation; ribosome disassembly
Molecular function (GO): translation initiation factor activity; ribosome binding
Source: RefSeq, a predicted model, not a curated record
UUGAGACUUUUUACGAGCGUGUGUUUGUGGAUAAGGUAUCCUCUGAAUGACUGCCGUAGUGAUGGCUGCGUCACUCAUUACUCCAUUCCAGCAGGCAGAACCAAAGCCAGUCAUGGCCUAACUCUUCUCUUUUCUGUAACGCCAUCAUCUCUCCAAACGACGUCGUGUCGGAUCUUCCCAUGGCUGGUCUCACCAGUAGCUACCCCUUCAAUCCUCUUCUCUCUCGAACCAGAGCUUCUCCAUCUCCAUAUCCCCUCUCUCUCUCCUCCUUCCAAUCGAGCAAGCUCUUUGGACUUCGCUUACACAACGCUGCCUUCUCCCAAUCGGACUCGCUCAUCACCAUCUCUUCCCGUCCCGGCGGUCCCAUCUUCGCCCGCUACGGCGGACGGUCAGUGCCUAGCCGGUUCCCGCGGAGGGACUCCGACGACGAUCGAGCUCUCGAUAUUUCAGGCAUAAGGUCAGCUUCCGUAAGGCUCAUAGAUGAACAGCAGAACAUGGUUGGGGUGAUGUCUAAGAGUGAGGCCCUCCAAAUGGCUGAAGACGCAGAACUUGAUCUGGUUAUAUUAUCCCCUGAUGCAGAUCCCCCUGUUGUCAGAAUAAUGGAUUACAGCAAAUAUAGAUAUGAACAGCAAAAGAAGAAAAAAGGACAGCAGAAAAAAGCCAAUCGCAUGGAUUUGAAGGAGCUUAAAAUGGGUUACAACAUUGAUUCACAUGAUUAUUCUGUCCGUCUAAAGGCUGCAAAGAAAUUUUUGAAAGAUGGCCACAAGGUCAAGGUUAUAGUGAACUUGAAGGGUCGUGAAAAUGAGUUUAGGAAUAUUGCUGUAGAGCUUAUCAAACGUUUUCAAAAUGAUGUUGGGGAGGUAGCUACAGAGGAGAGCAAAAACUUCCGUGAGAGGAACAUGAACAUAGUUUUGGUUCCAAAUAAGUUAGUUCUACAGAAAGCUCAAGAGCAGAAAGCUCAAGAACCACCCAAGAAAAGCGAAAAAUCAAUGACAACCGAAGUCUCGGCUGCUGUCUGAGUGCACCAAGUGACUGCUGUCUGAGUGCAGCGAGAGCUUCGUAAGGGGUUUUAAAGAUUACAUAGUGCAUAAUCUGCAUUUGUAUUUUUCAGCCCAGGCAGCAUCGGAAAUCUUGAAAUGUAUGUGUAUAGGUAGUGUAGAUGGUACAUUUUGUACGAGGGUAUAUUUAUUUGAAUUUUAUUUUAAUAGCAGAAGCAACCUUUGUAUUUUCCAGCUACUGCUAAUUUUGAAAGGAGCGCCUAGUUGUAGAAAUGCGUUUUAGAUGUGAUGUUUAUAGGCAAAACAUAUGCGAACUAUUUAAUUUUACUGCUGGUUAUGUGCAAA